GCACCGCCCACACUGCAUAUAUUUCCUUGCCAGAGUGCGGCGAGGCAAGGCCCUGCAGCACUACCACUUCUUCUCAGCUGCAUUUGACUGAAUACAUCUGCCAAGAUGGUGCAAGGUAUGAUCAUCAAGAAUAUGUCCUUUAAGGUCGGGCAGAUCAUGACCAUUGUUGGAGUCGUCAAGCCUGAGGCCUCAAGUUUUGCAGUGAAUAUUGGUCCUGAUGACCAGGAGAUCACAAUGCAUAUCAACCCUCGCUUUAAUGCCCAUGGAGACGUGAAUACGGUGGUCUGCAACUCUUACCAGGGAGGCACCUGGUGUGAGGAAGUCCGUGAGGGAAGCUUUCCUUUCCAACAGGGAGAGGAGUUCAAGAUCCUCAUUGAAUUCACCCCUACAGAGUUCGUGGUAACUUUAUCAGAUGGCUCUAAAAUCCACUUCCCCAACCGCAUAGGUGCGGAGAAGUACUCUGUCAUCAACUUUGAUGGGGAUGCUCGUAUAAGAAGCGUGGAGAUCAAGUAAACCUCCACCCUCCCUGGGAUUGUUGGGAUGAAAUCUAGCAUAAGGUCACAUAUAGCCACAGCUUUUAAGUUCCUGAAUACAUGUGGUAUCAAUAGUGCCUUACAUGCAGUUGUCACAAAGUGUAUUACGCAAAUGUUUAGCUUGUUGGCAUGUACAUAUGCAAGCAACCACAUACACAAAGGUGGAUAGAUAGUUAGUUAGAAAAUCAUCAUACUCAGAUGUAGACAGAAAAAGAAAACACAGAGAAGGUUUACUAACUGUGCACUUGACAGAGCUAUUAACUGCAAGGUGAACCAAACAUAAAGUGGUCCCAAGCUAAUAUUAUCUGCCUGUUAUUUGUUUUGUAGUUUACAGUGUUUAGCUGAGAAGUGCCACAUAGAGUCACUUGAUCAUUUGUUCUUUAAGCUGCCUUGAAAUGCUGUGUGUUUUCUUGUAUUUCCUCCAGACAUUCCUGAUUUGUAACUGAGUAUAAUGCUUGCCUUCACAACAUGUAUUAAAGCAUACUCUUUUAUGAUAAA
Messenger RNA from Scatophagus argus, 1031 nucleotides. RefSeq names its product beta-galactoside-binding lectin-like. The record is from RefSeq and is a predicted model, not a curated record. NCBI's taxonomy places the organism in Eukaryota, Metazoa, Chordata, Actinopteri, Scatophagidae. Gene Ontology annotation, molecular function: carbohydrate binding; laminin binding; galactoside binding. The transcript is spliced from 4 exons. The coding region runs from base 106 to 513 and encodes 135 amino acids.